CGCGAGUGGAGCAGCAUAAGCCAGAGGGGCUGUGUAAGAGUAGGCUAAGCCGAGGUUUCCGGGACGGGCAACUACUACGGCGACGAGAGCGAACAACACCACCUAAAUUCAAUAUACAACAAUAACUGUCAGCACUUCCUCUACUUCCACAUCAAGGUUAUUCUGUUGUCUAGUACUAUAUAGUCUGAUGUCGUUCUGUAGACCUGCACAGUUGUAAAUUCAACAGCAAAUCAUUCAGACCUCCUGAGAAUUAUUCAAAACUAAAUCAAAAUGUUCAAACUGGUCGUUUUAUUUGCUCUCGUAGCUGUAGCUUUUGCUCGCCCAGGAUACGUAGCGCCUUUGGCUUAUACGGCCCCUGUGAUAAGUCACUACUCCGCUCCAUUAGUCGUUAAAAGUGUACCCCAUGCCAUAUCUCACCAAUCCAGCACUGUAGUUCAUGGAGCAUCACACGUCAUUGCUCCUGUAGUUAGUCACUAUUCUGCUCCAGCUAUCGGCCACCAUUAUACUGCGCCAGUAGUCAGCUCUUAUGCGUCACCAUUGGUUUACGGCCAUCACGGCCUCGUACAUGGAUGGUAGUUUGCAGAUUAUGAAUUAUACUUGCCGUUUAAUACACCAAUUACAUUGGACUUAUCAUAAUCAAGAGAAAACGAGAUGUCUACAACAU
Ctenocephalides felis (cat flea) is the source of this 664-nucleotide messenger RNA. Its product is annotated as pupal cuticle protein G1A-like. The record is from RefSeq and is a predicted model, not a curated record. The transcript has 3 exons. Lineage: Eukaryota; Metazoa; Arthropoda; Insecta; Siphonaptera; Pulicidae. The coding region runs from base 271 to 576 and encodes 101 amino acids.